Molecule: messenger RNA, 4577 nt
Organism: Epinephelus moara (kelp grouper)
Lineage: Eukaryota; Metazoa; Chordata; Actinopteri; Perciformes; Serranidae
Gene: iqch
Product: IQ motif containing H
Exons: 21
Coding region: 142-3258 (1038 amino acids)
Molecular function (GO): protein binding
Source: RefSeq, a predicted model, not a curated record
AAGUACUGUUUGAAGGCCUUUGAUUGAUGAGUGGUUAGCUUAUUGCUUACAGUAGUUAACGUUAGCUAUUACAUGUCGUCAUUAUGAUAUCGUGACAUAUGUUUGAGUCAAAUUAUAACUAUUAUUAUAAUUUUACAAAAAAUGUCUGACACGCUUAAAAAUGUAGAGAAAUUGGGAGAAGUUUUCUUUCAGGUUCAAGACGAUUUGAGAAAACUCAGAUGUAGUCUCAAGAACAUCACUAUCGAUGAGGAGGGAAAAACACUGGACAUUCAAGCUCUGGAUACUGCCAUUCACAAGACAGAGAGUAGCAUCAGGAGGCAUGCAGAGGAUUAUCUGAAAACAGUGACCAAUGAGCUGCUGGUUCUUCCAGCAAUUGAAGACUUACAAAAAAAGAGGCAGAUUCCCAAAUGGAAACCAGCUCUGGAGAGUAUCCAAGAUGUGCGUCCACAAAGAGAAGACCUUCCAGGGGCUUCACCUGGGGAAAAGCACAAGUCAGCGUUAACCAUGCGUUUGCUGUUUAACCCUGCUCACCCAAACAACAGAGCCAUUAUGCACCAGAAAUUUGGGAUAUCACUCCCUGAUGUCCACACGAGGAGCACAAAUAAUGCAGCAAAACAUCACAGAAUGAUCACUCGCCCUGUGAAGAAUCUUCCGGCCAUUGAACCAAAGGGCCGUCAUAGCCUGGCAAUGCCUGAAGAAGACAUGGGGACAGAUACAAAUUUGCUUAGCAUGUCGAUCCAGCACAAGGCUGCCUCUCUUCACCCCAGAGAGGAUUCAUAUUCUUCUAAGACAGGUCUGAUAAGCUCGAAGUCCAGGUGUCACAAGCAGCUGAAAUGGGAAACAGAAACCAGAUCCAUUUGUGAAAGAACACCCCUCUGGACCACCAAGACACCGCCUCCCUCCACAACCUCCAAGAGCAUGGACCACAGUGGCAUGAUGCAAGGAACCAAUGGUCUUAGUCCUAAAAGCCCUCAGAAUCUACCUGUGCAAGUUCCAGUAAACAUCAGCAAAUAUCCCUUUACCAUCGUAAAGGGACGGAUAAACCCACUGGCGACAGAUUUCUGUCACUUCAAGCAGAGCUUCAGUUUUUGCUGGAGCAGUGUGGAGGAUGCUCUGGAGGCCCUUCAAAAGCUGCUGAGGGACUUUGCCGUGCCUCUAGCCAGAGUGAGCGGGGAACAGCUAGUGGAGUUUGGGCAUGGUUGGGAUAGUGUUUGGAGAAAGGCUCCUCCAGUGAUCGGCCUCCUCUCAGUGCUUGAAAACUGGGAGGAGGUAUCGGAUCUGGUUUUACGCCCAGGUCAGCGCUACAAGGGAGAGGGAGGCAUUGAGGCAGCUGCCAUCCACAUCCAGUCCUGCUGGAGGCGCUGCUUAGCCCGGACAGCCUACCUGCGCCACUGCCGGCGCAAGUGGGCGGCAGGUACCAUCACUAUCUCAUGGUUGAUGCGCACUCAGAUGCGCCGUGUCAGGAAGGCCCUUCAGGCCCGACGUUUCAGACAACUGGAGAAUUACCGCAGCAGAGCCCAGCAUCUGGCAGCCAACUGGAAACACAUCCAGUCCUCCAAGAGGACCAUUAUCCACAUCCCUUCAUUAGGAUACUCUCACAGCCAGGGAGUGAGCUUGAGGGGAUUUGACGUCCUACAGAACAUCCAAAUAGGCAGACUGUGUGAUAUUAGAGAUGAAAAUGUGGAGGUGAUCUACGUAUGUCCGAGGCACCUGGGGGACGACAUUUUGCACUAUUACACCAGCCUCCUCAAGUGUGAUGGAGCCACAGUGGAGGACGGUACCACUCAGGCCUCAUCCUCCUAUGUCAGACGCUUUAUCAUCGUCACACCGGAGGCUGUAGAUUAUUUCUCAACCCGUAACAUGUGCCUGUCCACGCUGCUAAAGUACAGUCCACGCACCCUGAAGCGCAUCAGGAACCUGAUCCAGGGGAAGCAGGCCUAUAUUGUGGGUGGAGUGGCGCAUGUGGAUGACCUGGCAGUGGCUGACGAGCUCGGAGUGCCAAUCCUGGCUCCAGAACCGGCUAUUGCACAGCUCUACAGCACCAAGUCGGGAGGGAGGAGGAUCUUCGCCGGGGCAGAGGUUGAUGUGCCGCCUGGUCAAGGAGACAUCUACUCGCUAAACCAGCUCCAUGAAACACUGGCUGAGCUCAUGACCCGAAACACUGAUGUGCAGCGCUGGCUCUUUAAGAUGGACUCUGAGCACGGUGGCCGUGGCACAGCAUACUGUGAUGUAUGCCAUCUUAGCUGCUAUAACUGGGCCCUACAGGAAUGCCAUCGUUACGGUCCUGAGCUAUGGAACACAGAGUGGAUUCAGAGGUCCAUACUGCUUAGAUAUUUAGAUGAAAUCCCAGAGUGGCUUGCCCGUUACGCCCGGCCUGCUAAAACCUCCUGCUAUCCCAACUGGGCCUGCUUCCUGAAGACCUUCCUCAGGCAAGGCGGUGUGGUGGAGGCCUACCCCCCUUCAGACAGUGUCACCUGUCUGACAGUGGAUCUGCUGCUGGAGCCCGGGGGUGAGGUGACCAUGCUGUCCUGUGGAGACCAGCUUCACGGCUCCUGUCAACUGGAAGCUAUAGGCUCCACUGUACCUCAGACCUCUGUACACCCAGAGACCUUGCAAUCCAUUUGCACGCAUGUGGGCCAGGCCUGUCUACAGCGCCUUAUUGUAGGUUAUGUCUCCGUGGACCUGGCAACCUUUCUGAACCGCAACACCAUGGAGCAAAAGGUGUGGGCUAUUGAUCUGGACCUCACAUACAGUGACCAGCUGGCCAUGACCCAGAUGCUUCUGAUGAUGACUGGAGGAACGCUGAAUUGCAGCACCGGCUGUUUAGAAGUGCCAGUGCCAGUCAGAGAGAAAUGCUGUGAACACCAGAUUGUAGCCAAACAUCCUGUGGUGAAGCGUUAUGCAGUUAUUGGGAGCCACUUGUUUCACUCUAACCUUUCCAUGUUAUACCAUAAUGUGUUCUUUAUGGUGUGCAAGGCUCAUGGUAUAGGAUUUAACAUGAAGAGGAAACAAGGAACUGUCUUUGCUGUUUACGACAGCAGUGAGCGAUGCAAUAUUGGAAUGAUAACGGUCUCAGAGGAUCUCCAGGGAGCUCUGGUGACCUUUGCUCGGAAUCUGUCAGUCAUCCAUCAGGAAAUAUCGCCCUCUAAAAUGCAAGGAGAAACCAAUUUUAAGGAUCUGAUCAAGGACAUAGAGGACGUGCUGCAGAUGACUGCUCAGAACAAGAUGCGAGCAGUGGAGGAUAAAGCCACUGCUUAGACAGCUGCUUCACCAAUAAACUCGCCCUACUCUCGCCAAGUUAAGUCAUCAUGUCUAUGCCAGCUUUAAUUUCUAAUCACACAAUGAACACAUGAACCUUGGAAAUGAAUCAGUGUUGAUCAAACACAGAAAUCUGAAUAAAUUCCUGUAAUAACAUUGUCAGAAUCUGUCAUGAUCCUUUAUAAUAAAUGGCUUCUUAAUCUGUUUUAACUGCAUGAAUAUUAUAACAUAUUGGAAAAUGACAACUAUUGAAGACAUACAGUAAACUAUGCACAAGGUAAUUCCACAUGGGAAUCAGUAGGCUUUAUGUAUGAAAUUAUUAAGUAUUCAUGCAUUCAAAUUACAUAAAGCUGUUUUAUUUUUUGUUGGAAACUACAGAUUGAACGUGUUUAAACUACAACAUGUAGUGUAUUUACACUACAUAGUAUCUUGACUUUGUGCCCACAAGUAUUUGUAGUGCUACAUAGAUGAGUAUACUGAGUACAUUGUUUAGUGAGAUGUUCCCUACUGGAUUGUCUCUGUAAACCUGUGUCCACAUGUUACGGUUGAUGAGAAAGUGACUGAUGUUGGCUGUAAGGUGAUGGCCAAAGGACUUUUUCUGUAAGUUAACAAUAUUUAUUAUUUUAUCACAGAAAUUUUAUAAAAUUAUGUGCUAACUUGCCAAUGUUGUAGGCUGUUCAUUACUAUUACUUAUUGUGAUUUGUGAAUUUGAUUUUUUUUUUUUAUUCCAUGUUUUACAUUUAAGUAGUGGUGCAAAUUAACCACUAAUGUCAAGAUUGCAGAUGGAUUAUUUGCAAUAAAUACACACAUUUGCAUCAGGGAUAUAUGCGUUUUUAUUUAUUUCAUCCAGGUAUCAGGUGGCAUAGUUUAGUUGAUCUGGAAGGCUAAAUGCAGCCUGGGUCUUCUCCUGCAUUACUACAUCCAGAGAAAGGGACACAACUUCAAAAGGCUUUUGUACAGGUAAUAAGUAAUGUCAUGUAUUGUUCUUCAUAGUCAUAUUGUUUUCAGGAGUUAGUUGUAAGUUGUAAACGUCUGUAAGGCUGUAAUUUGCUUUCAGAUUAGUUGAAUUUAUGAAUGUUGGCAUUCACACACAUUUUGCUGUGCUCUGUAUUCAGCUGGUUUGAAGAGAUCAAACAUAGCUGAUAUCUCACAAACCACCCAGAUUUCUACAUAUACAAUAUAUAUGUGUUUCUUUUUAUCUGAAAGCCCAUAAUAUGUACUGCUUGACUUUAUGUGGUUGCUUUAUGUCGCCCACAAUCUGUAUUACAUCUGGCUGUUCAGGAAAAAGUUUGGUGUAGCUGUGGCGUUUGUGGACUGCU